Molecule: messenger RNA, 2121 nt
Organism: Dovyalis caffra
Lineage: Eukaryota; Viridiplantae; Streptophyta; Magnoliopsida; Malpighiales; Salicaceae
Source: the annotation of a GenBank genome assembly
AUGCAGGAGAAGGUUAUCAAGACUUAUGUCAAGAGCUUGACGCUCAGAUACCCUUACUGGAAUAUGACUUUAGGUGCUGAUCACUUUUUUGUCAGUUGCCAUGACGUUGGCAGCCGGGCUACUGAAGAAGUUCCAUUUCUCCUGAAGAAUGCAAUUCGACUUGUUUGUUCACCAAGUUACGAUUCCAACUAUAUCCCACAGAAGGAUGUUGCCCUCCCACAGAUACUGGAGCUUUCUGUUCCUCCGACUGCAAAGUCUCGCCCUUUCCUGCCAUCAUCAGAUUACUGUGGAGAAUAUCGCAGGACUAAACUUGGUUUCUGGGCUGGUUUUCCCAACUCAGAUGUAAGAAAGAAUCUUCGAAUAUUUUGGAAAGAUGUUUCAGGAUUUGACAUCCACACCGUCGACAAAAGGGCAGAAAGGGCAGCUGUACUAAGCGCUUAUGAACAGGAAUUAUAUGAGAGUAAGUUUUGCAUCUGUCCUCGUGGGGAGACUCAAGUCGAUGGUGUUUGCUUAGCAGAGUCGAUGGCUUUUGGAUGUGUUCCUGAUAGUAAAAUGGAAGAGAGGAUGUCUAAGUCACCACAGCCUUUUGGAUGUCUUUCUGAUUCUGCAGUUAUCUUGUCUGACUACUAUGACUUGCCAUUCCAUGAUGUUUUUGACUGGAAUAAAUUCUCUGUAAUGGUCAAAGAGAAUGAUUUUCCCCGUCUGAAACAAAUUCUUGAAGGCAUUCCAGCAGAGACGUUCGAGCAAAUGCGUCAAAAUGUUCUUCAGGUUAGAAAGCACUUCAAGUGGAAUUCUCCUCCUGUCAAGGACGAUGAGUUUCACAUGGUUAUGUAUGAGCUAUGGAAGCGUCGCCAUAUCAUUAGACUUCAAACCAAAGCCAAAAGCUCUGAUCUUAGCCCAAUUCCAUUGGAAACAAUGGUAAGAUCGAUGACUAUAAGGAUUACCCAAGCAAUUCUAUGCUUGUUGUGUCUAUUGAGCCGUAAUAUUGAAGUGGAAGCUGGUAGACAACUAUCUAGAGAGGAAGAUUUGGAAUUAGAGAAGCAACUUAAACUUAUGAAUAAGCCAGCUGUGAAAACAAUUAAGACAAUAUAUGGAGAUAUAUACAAUUGUGUAGAUUUCUACCAACAACCUGCUUUUGAUCAUCCAUUGUUGAAGAAUCAUACUUCUGAAUUUAAGGCGAGACCUUCAUUUACCCCCAAAGAGAGUAAUACAACAUAUAAAGAUCACUCAACCAUCUUUAAUCCAAGAAAUAUAUGGCUGAAUAAGAAGGGUUGUCCAAUUGGUACAGUUCCAAUCAGAAAAACUACUAAAGAUGAUCUUAUCAGAGCCAAAUUAGCUGCAGAAAUAUAUUCUUCAAAAUUCAAUCCUCAAAGUGGUGAGACUCCUGGUCUCCAUCUUGCUAUCCUUCGCACCCAACCUGAUCCAAUCAAGAAAUACUAUGGAGGUGGAAUGAGUCCUGCUAUAUACAAUCCACCAGUACAAAACUCUCAAUCAAGCUAUGCUCGCAUGAAAAUUAAAAAUGGAGCAGACUACAUAGAAGCAGGGUGGAUGGUGAAUCCAACUAUCUACAAAGAUAAUCAGACUCGAUCGUAUAUCUAUACUAAUGCCGGAGCAUCCCAAUGUUUCAAUUUAUAUUGCUCUGGGUUUGUACAUGUGUCUACAGUCAUCCCAGUUGACGCUGUUUACGUCCCGGUUUCAGAACCAGGACCCGAGGGAAAGAAAUAUAUUGACAAAUUCAAGAUUGAACGUGAUGACAUACCUGGAAAUUGGUACCUGACGAUUGGGUUUAAUGAUACUAUUGUUGGAUUUUGGAAUUAUCGGAUAUUCAAAACUGGGCUGAAUAACUUUGCUACCUACAUCGAUUGGGGAGGACAAGUAUAUGGUCCUCCAAAUCUGCCAAGUCCAGGAAUGGGCAGUGGAGAGAAGUUCGUCCAGGACAUGACAUACAAUGCAUACUGUUGUCAACUCACUGUUGCAAAUCAAACUCAUUCCAUGGAUCUUGAAGGUGUUGAAGAAUAUGUAGAUGUUGAUGCCUAUAGCUUACGUGAUUACGGAAAUAUCGGAGGUUUUUUUCGACGUUACUUCUUGUAUGGGGGCUCCGGUGGUUACAUAGGAAAUUGA